This is a messenger RNA of Aricia agestis (brown argus), 992 nucleotides long. RefSeq names its product leucine-rich repeat extensin-like protein 3. The transcript is spliced from 2 exons. Bases 52 to 963 code for a protein of 303 amino acids. The record is from RefSeq and is a predicted model, not a curated record. NCBI's taxonomy places the organism in Eukaryota, Metazoa, Arthropoda, Insecta, Lepidoptera, Lycaenidae.
UAAAUAUCGAUAUAUACCGACGUGACAAUCACACCCAUCACUAAACCACCCAUGGAGGGCGCACGGGUCACUUUUGUGCUCCUCGUAGCGUUAUAUGCAGCACAAGGCCAGUACUAUGCUUCACCAUACUCCUCGCCGUUUGCGCUCGCGCCGCCCUCGUACUUCGCCCCGCCACUGGCACCCCCGUGCCCCUGCGGCGCGCCCCUCGCCUUAGCUCCGCCGCCGCCGCCCAUCUACGUGUCGCUACCUCCCCCGCCGCCUAUAUACAUCACCCCGCCCGCUCUGCCGCCCAUGAUGGUGGAGGUGCCGCUGCCGCCGCCGAUCACGAUUUCCCCGCCGGCGCUGCCGCCCAUGUGCAUAACCCCCCCGCCGCCGCCCCCCAUAACGGUGACCCCGCCGCCCUCGCCACCCCUGUGCGUGACCCCGCCCCCGCUGCCGCCGAUCACGGUGACCCCGCCCUGCCCGCCGCCCAUGUACGUCAACGCACCGCUCCCGCCCCCCAUCUUCCUGGAGCUGCCGCCCCCGCCACCCAUCAUGAUCGAGCUGCCUCCGAUCAUGGUGCAGCCGCCGGCGCUGCCGCCGAUCACGAUCCAGCCGCCCGCGCUGCCGCCCAUCCCGGUGCAGCCGCCGGCGUCGCCGCCGAUCACGAUCCAGCCGCCCGCUCCGCCGCCGAUGUACAUCCAGCCGCCGGCUCCGUGCCCGAUCACGGUGCAGCCGCCGUGCGGGGAGCCGCUGGUGGUGCAGCCGCCGGCGCCGUGCCCCAUCACGGUGCAGCCGCCGCCGUUGCCGCCGGUGCUGGUGCAGCCGCCCGCGCUGCCGCCGCUAUGCGUGCAGCCGCCGCCGCUGGAGCCGUUCUGCCUGCAGCCGCCGCCGCCGCCGCCCAUCUGCUUCGCGCCCGGCGCGCCCUGCGACUGCGGCUGCCGCUUCCCGCCCACGGCGCUCGCGUCGCCCAUUUAUUUAUAAGUUCGUUUAAAGUUAAGAGUUAUUUAUGU